UUCCAUUCCAAAUUUCAGCCAUAUAGGUUCAGUAGUUGCGGCGUUAAAGAAUAACAAACAUCUAGGACUAGGACUAGGAUUAGGACUAGUAAGUGAGUUUUCUUCCAAGUCCAAAUUAAGUAAAUCCAGUGAAGGAAUAACUUAUUUUGGAGUUGAAAGAAAACAGCUUUUAUUUAGGAUUUUAUUCAGAUUCUGAUUUUCCUAAACAAGCAUUCAAAGGCAAUCUACUUUUAAUAUCCUAGGCCACGGAAUAGGCAAUAGGCCGCCACUUGUUUACUUCCGAUUUAUCUCAUUACUGAACGAGUUACUUUGAUAGAGGUCGUUCGGUGGAAAUGUGGAAAAUUGGAAAAUUGUGAUGGUGAUUGUGUUUACCGCGACUAAUGAAUUUGGGCCCGAUGACGCGUACGCAGUCCCACCGUAUUGGCCAGCCAUGGGAAACGCGGCGACGGCUCCAGAAAAUGGCCAAGUCUUGGACCCCCACACCCCCCACAGUGCGGAAGGGGUGGCCAAGCCCUACUCCGCCACACCAGAAGCACAGACUCAAGAAAAGAAAGAAAAACAUUGCAGUUUCAUCAUAAAAGUUGUUUAUUUAGUGCUGGCAGUUAUCAAUAUAGUCAAAUCAGUAGCUCUAAUAGCAGUCGCAGUGACGACAGCGAUUGCGAUAAAGAUAUUCUCUGACGAGCAGUCGGGGCGGCGGGUGGCGAUGAUCAUUAUAGCUAUCACAGCCGCCAUCACUCUGUCUAUCGCUAUCUACGCGAUAGUCGCCGUGGCCACUAAGAAGACGCAGAGGAUUAUGAUAGCAUCAGUAGUGCUUCUAGUGCUGGCGAUCAUCCAAGCUGUGCUGAUGGGCAUCGCUACAGAGCUGACGGACGAGGACGAGGUGAAACUGAACCGCGCGCUGUCGGACUCCUUCCGGUUAGCGCGGGAGGACUCGCCAAGACACGUCAAACUUUGGAAUAACAUUCAACAUGAUUUGAGCUGUUGUGGAGUCUACGGAGCGGACGACUAUCGUAACUCGAUGGUGCCUGACAUCUUCUCCCCUGACGUGCCGAUCUCGUGCUGCCCCGGCUACCAGCCCGACCGGUCCGCGCUCGUGCAGGAGAGGGAGCGAGAGGCGUGCAAGGCCAAGAAGGAGUACUACGAGGUCGGCUGUAGGGACCCCAUCAUUGAACUGUACCGGGACACUGCGAGGACUGUGCUGGGUGUUACCAUCAUUUUGAUCUUCUUUAUGGUAACUCUCUCGGUCGUGGGUAUGGUCAUGGUGAAGCUAUGCAAGCCUAAGCAAGAGGAGCCUUCCGAGCCACCGCCACAAACAUCUGACAAACCAACGAAACCUGCUAAAGUAUAACAAAUACAACCCCUUUGAAAUGCUUUUCUUUGACUUGUUUAUAUCCGUUUACGAACAAAAAAUUAUAUGAAAAUACUCAAUUCUGAAUGAAAAUCGAAAUAAUACUUAUUAGGUGUAAUUUGUUCCUAAAAGAAACAUUUGUAAGUACCAGUGGCGAAGGAUGGUAUAUUGACGAAGGUAAGCCGUCCCAAAGAAACAAACUACGGUCAUGCCGCUCGAUACAAAUUACGAUUCCUCAUACAUCCACACGUAUAUAUUAAUUACAAGAAUUUAUAUGUAUGUAUGGAUUCUUAAAAGGUAACCCGGCGGGAAUCGGCCUCUGUGGACUCUUCGCCGCUGGUAGGUACCUACCUAAGUUUGUAAGAAAGACUGAAUUAAAUGUUUUACUAAAAUGUAUAAAGACUGAGUUCGUACCUAGAUAUUAGGAAAAUAUCUGAGUUUACCCUAAAUUAUAUUGUAAAGGCAUUUCAAAGGCUAACUGACUCGGAACAUAGGUACUUAAAUCGGUCAUUUUCCAUCAUUUGACUAACACGAUAGAGAUCUCAAAACUGAUGUUACCUGCGAACAAUUAGGUAGAUAAUAUGCCUAAUUAAAGUUAUUUUAGUUAAGUAAAGCAUAUUUUUGUAGGAAUAUUGUAAUAAAUACAAAUAAGUAAAC
Molecule: messenger RNA, 2005 nt
Organism: Bicyclus anynana (squinting bush brown)
Lineage: Eukaryota; Metazoa; Arthropoda; Insecta; Lepidoptera; Nymphalidae
Exons: 7
Coding region: 356-1348 (330 amino acids)
Cellular component (GO): membrane
Source: RefSeq, a predicted model, not a curated record